UUUGGCCGUCGCUGCUCAGACGGUUUAUCUUCUCUGUUGAUGUCCAUGGUCUGUGUGAGAAAGAACGUGCAAAAUGAGAGAGCUGGAAAGAAUUGGAUACUAGAGGAGUGAAUGACUGUGGAUUUUUUCUUAACUAUGGUGCUGCCUAAAGUUUGUGGCGAAGAUAUUGUUUUUAUUAGACGACUGAACUCCAUUGGGUUCACGAAAUGACUCUUUGGCUGGUCAGCAGAACAUGCAAUUGCUGGUCUGUUCAAAUGAACUAGAGAUGGAGCUGGAAGAAGUUGAUGAUGUUACGGGGGAUGCCAGGGGUCAGCUGGUGGCAGAGCGACUGGGUCUGGGACACAACCUGGACCUGUCGGACACCAUGGUCCAACAGAAGCUGGACGAGAUCAAAGAGCAGAUCCGCCGUGAGAUUCGCAAGGAGCUUAAGAUAAAAGAAGGUGCAGAGAACCUGCGCAAGGUCACCACAGAUAAGAAGAGCCUAGCUUAUGUUGACAACAUGCUGAAAAAAUCCAACAAGAAGGUGGAGGAGCUUCACCAGGAGCUACAAGAGCUCAACGCUCACAUUGUGGUCAAAGACCCAGAAGAACUCCUAGAAUGCCCUAUGACCCCAGAUACACCCAACAGCGAGGCCAGGAUAUGCACCAGCAGCAGCCGCCUUGCCGCCCUGAAAAGACAGAAUGACAUCGAGCUCAAAGUCAAACAGGGUGCAGAGAACAUGAUUCAGAUGUACUCUAACGGCUCCUCAAAGGAUCGUAAGUUACUAGCGACAGCCCAGCAGAUGCUUCAGGACAGCAAGACGAAGAUCGAAUUCAUCAGGAUGCAGAUCCUUAAGGCCAGCCAGGCCAACGAACUGAGCUUUGAGAACAAUGAAGUGAUAGACAAGCCCAUCAUUAGUCCAUUGGACCUGCGCGUGGAAGAGCUGUGUCAUCACGCCAAGAUAGAGUCCGCCGUGGCAGAGGGAGCCAAGAACGUCAUGAAACUCCUGGGCUCAGGAAAAGUCACAGAGAAGAGGGCACACUCUGAGGCUCAGGCUCGUUUUAAUGAGUCCAGUCAAAAGCUCGACCUCCUGCGAUAUUCCUUGGAGCAGCGUCUAAAUGAACUGCCCAAAAACCAUCCGCGCAGCAGCAGCAUCGUGGAGGAGCUGUCGCUGCUGUCAUCACCAGCCCUCACCAGUCCAAGAUCCAGCAUCAUCUCAACACAGAACCAGUACAGCACCGUGACCAAGCCUGCUGCGCUCACAGGCACGUUAGACGUCAGGCUCAUGGGCUGUCAGGACCUUCUGGAAAAUGUCCCAGGUCGGUCCAAAGCUGCGUCUGUCCCGUUGCCCGGCUGGAGCCCCAGCGAGACACGAUCAUCCUUCAUUAGCCGAGCAAACCGAAACCGCGGCGUGAGCUCACGGAACCUGACAAAGAGCGAGGAGCUCUCCAAUGAGAUCAGUGCGGUUCUAAAGCUGGACAACACAGUAGUCGGGCAGACGAGCUGGAGGCCGGUCAGCAACCAGGCCUGGGACCAGAAGUUUACAUUGGAGCUGGACCGGUCUCGUGAGCUGGAGAUCUCCGUCUACUGGCGUGACUGGCGCUCACUUUGCGCUGUCAAGUUCCUGCGGCUGGAGGAUUUCCUGGACAACCAGCGUCAUGGGAUGUGUUUGUACCUGGAGCCCCAGGGGAUGCUGUUUGCAGAGGUAACAUUUUUCAAUCCUGUCAUUGAGAGACGACCAAAGUUGCAAAGACAGAAGAAAAUUUUCUCAAAGCAGCAAGGUAAGACCUUCCUGCGGGCCCCUCAGAUGAACAUUAACAUUGCCACCUGGGGCCGUUUGGUCAGAAGAGCCAUACCAACGGUCAGCACCAACUCCUUCAGCCCUCAGGCAGCUGAGACCGGGCAUAGCAGUCUGCCUGGUUCACCCACACCCAGCAGUGACCCACUGGUGACCAAACUGGACUUUGACAAAGAGCCCACUCCGGGACCCAAGCACUACCCAGCCCCUGACGACGUCCGAGAACCACUGGUGCAGAGUAAGAUGCCUGACAAGGAGGAAGUCCAGGACGCUCUCGCCUCAUUCGACUUCCUGAACAAGAGGAACAGCAUAGCAGUGAAGUCAGACCUGGACCGAGUGGUGGAGCAGGACAUUCAGCAUCCAGACCUAGAGCUCACUGCCCUCCAGAAAGAUACUGACUUAAGGGAAGAAGAGCAGUUCCACUUCAGUCUCCAGGACUUUAAAUGUGUCGCAGUCCUCGGACGUGGUCAUUUUGGGAAAGUGUUGUUAGCAGAGUAUAAAAGCACAGGAGAGAUGUUUGCCAUUAAAGCUCUGAAGAAGGGUGACAUCGUGGCUCGUGAUGAAGUGGACAGUCUGAUGUGUGAGAAAAGGAUUUUUGAGACGGUCAACAGCGUGCGUCACCCGUUCCUGGUAAACCUGUUUGCGUGUUUCCAGACACAGGAGCAUGUUUGUUUUGUCAUGGAAUACGCAGCGGGAGGCGACCUCAUGAUGCACAUUCACGCUGAUGUUUUCUCUGAGCCGAGGGCUGUAUUUUAUGCAGCCUGUGUCGUAUUGGGAUUACAGUUUUUACACGACCAUAAGAUUGUCUACAGAGAUUUGAAGCUGGAUAACCUGCUCCUGGACACAGAGGGUUAUGUGAAGAUCGCAGACUUUGGGCUUUGCAAAGAAGGAAUGGGUUUCAGGGACCGGACCAGUACUUUCUGUGGAACUCCAGAGUUUUUAGCUCCGGAGGUUUUGACUGAAACGUCGUACACGCGUGCAGUGGACUGGUGGGGCCUCGGCGUCCUCAUCUUCGAGAUGCUGGUGGGGGAGUCGCCGUUCCCCGGUGACGAUGAGGAGGAGGUGUUUGACAGCAUCGUCAAUGAUGAAGUUCGUUACCCACGAUUCCUCUCGACUGAGGCCAUCUCCAUCAUGAGGAGGCUUUUGAGGAGGAGUCCAGAACGACGUCUGGGAGCAGGAGAACGAGAUGCAGAGGAGGUUAAGAAACACCUUUUCUUCAGGAACAUGGAUUGGAACGGACUGUUGGCGAAGAAGGUGAAGCCGCCGUUCGUGCCGACCAUUCAAGGCGCCAACGACGUCAGCAACUUCGACGAUGAAUUUACCUCAGAGGCCCCCAUCCUGACCCCGCCCAGGGAACCCCGAGUGCUGAGCUCUGAGGAGCAGAACAUGUUUUCUGACUUUGACUAUAUCGCUGACUGGUGUUAGCCAACAACGGCCCCUACACACACACACACACACACACACACACACACACACACACAGACACGCACUGUGAACAGCUUGACUGUAGCUCAAAUCGUCUUCAGACCUGCCCAGAAUGUCGGGGCGGAGCGGCGAACAUGACUCCAGAGCCUUUGGAUACAACUGUGUGCCAAUGAGAAGAAAGUCCAGAAGCCUCCAGAGACCCCCCCGCUUUAUUUUUUAACACAGAUGAAGAACAUUUUUUUAACGAAAACAAACCUAAUGAACCUGAGUGAAGGAGGAGGGAUGCUUUGUCCUCUUGCACACGUCGUCAUCAUCAUCGUGUCCGUUGUCUGACCACUGAGAAUGUUUUUCAUAUGAACUCAAAGAACACGGCAACACCACAAUCAUGUUAUUCUGUGUCACUGUCGUCUUUUUUUUUUUUUUUUCAACCUGUACAGAUUAUAUUCAUGCGUAUAUUUUAUUGUUGUUUUCUCUUUAUUUUGCGAAGCCCUCGGCACAGCUUAAGGACUCGAAUCUCGAUGUAAAGUUUGACAUUUCUGCCACGAUCAGGUCUACGACUGAUGUUCGGUGAAUCUAAAGUGCUCAAAGCAUUAUCACUGAAGGUCGACAGAAAACACCUUGACUACUACUGCUGCUUCUGUAACUCCUUUGAGCCCAGUCUUUGUCUUUUAUGAAGCUUCAACGCCAGCAUAAUAACUUAGACAUGAUCUCCAUUUAGUAGAAAACAGCUGAUCCUGCACGGUUACACAAGGUAUUAAAUUAACUCCGCUUCAUUUUAAUGGACCAUCAAUUUUUACUCCAUAUUUGGAAACGUAACAUUAGAAAUGUCAGUGUUGAAAUGAUCUAAAAUGCUUCAGGCCAAAUUACAUACAAAUGAUUUUUUUAAGACACUUGAAGUUCUGAUUCACCUGAACUCGGCUCUUUAUACCAACUUUCAAUCCAUUUGUCCGUCAGAGCCGAGUUCAGCUGGAUUUCUGGUCUGUUUUAUGGGUUUGUCGUUCUUAGAUGAACCGCCGGUCACAGUGGACCAGACAGCGCGUUCAUCGAUACCUCAGUAAAAGUGACUCAUAAGUACAGCUACCGAAACCAAAUUCAACCCUGUCCCUCUCAGCGCAGCAGAGAAACAGCUCUAGGAUGUAAAACUGACGGACUGACAGCAACGUUCUGACAGAUGAAUCACAGAUCUGUUGUUUUGGGAAAAGUUUUCAGUCAAACUUCCAUGUAAAAGUGUUCCCUGGGGUAAACUCUUCAGUCUGGCGCAGUGAAACCAGCAGAUUGCGUCAGUUUGCAUGUUGAACAUUGACUCCGAUGUUGCAGACCUGUUAAGAAUCACUACAGGGAGGGCAGGUUUAUUAUAUAUACAUACUGUAUGUACACAAUUAAGCUGAAAGCACUAAUUUUAUCCAUAGUUUUUAAUUAUCUAUGUUUCCUAAUGAUGAAAAUAGAUUGUACAAAGUUUUUUUUUUUUUUAUUCUUUGCUUGUGCAUGUUUGUCGCCAGAACAGAUGAAACCUUUAUGGAUGGUACACCCAUACUCAUGUCACAGAACUGUUGCUGUUCACGUCGGUGUAAAAAGAAAAGGCGUACUCGCAGUCAAUGUUGCCUAUCAUGAAUGCACAAAUUAAACAUUUGUAAUAGUG
Molecule: messenger RNA, 4841 nt
Organism: Sphaeramia orbicularis (orbiculate cardinalfish)
Lineage: Eukaryota; Metazoa; Chordata; Actinopteri; Kurtiformes; Apogonidae
Gene: pkn2a
Product: protein kinase N2a
Exons: 23
Coding region: 233-3202 (989 amino acids)
Biological process (GO): protein phosphorylation; signal transduction
Molecular function (GO): small GTPase binding; protein serine/threonine kinase activity; ATP binding
Source: RefSeq, a predicted model, not a curated record